AUGGCGUCUAAUGAUUACGAAUGCACAAGUCAAGUCUUCUCGGACAUUGGAAAUGGUCUGUAUUUGAAUCCAGAGUUGGCCGACGUAAAUUUCAUUUUCGAAUCGAAUGAUAAUCAUGUUGAACGAGUGCCGGCACACAAAAUUCUUCUGAUGGCAGCUAGCGAUGUUUUUCGCGUAAUGUUCAAUGGACAGUGGAAAGAAAAAGAUGAAGUUGAAAUAGCCGAUACAUCGGUCAGUGUGUUCAAGGAGUUUUUGCAAUUUUUCUACAUCGAUCGAGUGAAAUUGACCGUAGCAAACAUCAAUGUAGUCUUCAAACUUGGUCACAAGUACAAUGUUACCAAGUGUAUGACCGUGUGCAAAAAAUUUAUGGUGAACACACUCACAAAUGACAGCAUUCUGCAGCGGUAUGCAUUGGCGAUUCAAUUUGAUCAAGAUGACUUAGUGAACGUGUUGGAGAAACUAAUCGGGAUCAACACCAAACCAAUUCUGGAAUCGGCCGAAUUCCUAAAGUGUAGCCGAAGCGUGGUGAGCGGAAUUCUGAACAUAGAUGUAUUAUCAUGCACAGAGGUUGAGCUGUUCGAAGCGUGCAUGAAUUGGGUCAAAGCCAAUGCCAAUCAAAGCCAAUUGUCCAGAAAGCUGGUAAAGUCCCAUCUCGGCAAUUUGUUUCGCUAUCUUCGUUUCGGAUCGAUGUCAAUAAAUGAAUUCGCUACAGUCACUUCAUCGCAUCGUGAGAUAUUUUCAUUCGAUGAAUACACAGAUAUUAUCCAAAUGAUUGGAAGCAAGCAACACAAAUCGAAGUUUUUCAAUGGCAUUCGAAGCAAACGCGAAUUGAAAAUUAAUGAUGCCGCAAAUGACGAAAAGAGACAAGCAGAAAUUAUUUGCAAUCGAAAAAUUUUGUCAUCUCAAAAUCAAAGGGCUCGAACCAAAGACACAACCACAUUCUCAUCCACGGAUCCACUUUUGCUGCAUACAAUUCAUUUGCCCAAGAUAAUCGGACAUGAUGGAAAAAAAUAUCACUCACCUCAAAUGAAAAUUGCCAUUGAGGAAAUUCCGCACAGUGCUAUUUCCACUGAAAAAGUGUUACUCUACGAAGGUCAAACAAAUUUAACUACUAAUUCUGGAUGUGAAAGAUUCGACAAGCCAAUUCUCAUCAAACCAGGAUCAACGUACCGCAUUCACAUGGAACAAUUACCCCUCGGAAUUUAUUACAGUAAACUACUGAAAGAAAAAGUUGAAAUCAAAUCUGGAAUCACCAUUGACUUCAAAUCAACUAAGGAUGAUGAUGAUGAUGAUGAUCCCAAUGGCUCAUGUGGAUUGAUUCAGAAGCUUUAUUUCGAUCCAGUUUGGCCGUUAGUACCAUAA
Sitodiplosis mosellana (orange wheat blossom midge) is the source of this 1362-nucleotide messenger RNA. RefSeq names its product kelch-like protein 20. Gene Ontology annotation, cellular component: cytosol. Gene Ontology annotation, molecular function: protein binding. Lineage: Eukaryota; Metazoa; Arthropoda; Insecta; Diptera; Cecidomyiidae. Gene Ontology annotation, biological process: neurogenesis. The record is from RefSeq and is a predicted model, not a curated record. The coding region runs from base 1 to 1362 and encodes 453 amino acids. The transcript has a single exon.